Arctia plantaginis is the source of this 1926-nucleotide messenger RNA. Lineage: Eukaryota; Metazoa; Arthropoda; Insecta; Lepidoptera; Erebidae. The record is from the annotation of a GenBank genome assembly.
AUGAGGUCGGGGGAGGCGGGGGAGGGAUCAGAGCUGGCGGAGUUUGGCGCGCGCUGGCCCCCGCCCUAUAACCAGGGCUACGGCUGGACACGCUCCGCCACGCCUCAGCAUCCACCCGCGCAUCAUCUUGCCAGACACUCCAGAUCACAUCAGGACAACCGGCAUACGAGUUAUGAGGCAGAGGACGCACGGGGUCGCGCCCGUGGCGGCGUAUACUAUUCGCCACCGGGUACCUCGUACACAAUCGUCGAGCGGCCGGCAUCUUCGCAUGGUCAUCACUCGUCUUACUCCCACCAUUAUGCAGGCAAGCUCUCCCGCGCUCCGUAUCUCGGCUCUACUACUAUUGCCAAUAGUGCAGCUGGCGCAACAAGCUUGAGGAAUAGCACGAAUCACCUAAGCGUUGCAAACGGCAAGAAGCGUCCUAUAUCACCAGAGCAGGUACUUCGGUUGUUUGGGCAGGGAGGUGCCGCGGCGCUGGGCAAGGCUUUGCCUCCCUCGCAUUCACACGUCGCGCCACCCCUCCCUGCUCCCUUACCUGCACGGAGGCUCUCGCCCGCGAGUAGUCCCAGCAGCACCACACAUCAUGCGAUAUACAGAGGCGGGGAGCGUGAACGGGAGCGGCCGUACUCGUCGGGCGGGGCGCCGCCGCCGCCGUCGGAACCUGCGACGAGGACGGUUACCAUGAGCCGAGAUCCUGCAGAUUCACAUGGCUUCGGCAUCUGUGUUAAAGGAGGAAAAGAAGCCGGUGUAGGUGUGUACAUAUCGAGAGUGGAAGAAGGAUCGGUUGCGGAGCGAGCGGGCUUGCGUCCUGGGGACUCCAUUCUGCAGGUCAACGGCACCCCCUUCUCUGGGAUCUCUCACGAAGAUGCCCUUAAGAUGCUGAAAUCGUGUCGUCAGCUGACAAUGACUGUGCGGACAGCAGGUGCGUUAGUGGGUCGCGCGUCAUGUUCGUGGAUGGAUCGGUACGGGCGGCCGGCGUCACCGCCGCCACUCCGACCCCCUCGAUCCUCCAGUAAAGACCGCUCCAUACGAAGGGUCGAUCUUUGUAUAGAGCCGGGACAGUCAUUAGGACUAAUGAUAAGAGGUGGUCUGGAAUACAAUCUCGGUAUCUAUAUCACAGGGGUCGAUAAGGAUUCUGUAGCAGAUAGAGCUGGACUUAUGGUUGGGGAUCAAAUCCUAGAGGUGAAUGCUCAGUCAUUUGUGGACGUGACACAUGAUGAGGCGGUUGCACAGCUCAAAUACCACAAACGAAUGUCGUUGCUAGUACGGGAUGUAGGGAAGGUUCCACAUGCCUGCACAGCGUAUGGGGAACGGGACGCAGCACCAAGAAUAAGCGGGUGGGGCAGGCGGCGAGGAGCGGCAGCAGUAGCAGUGGAACAGAAGGCGCGGUCGCUAUUACCCCAGUGCGACCUGCCGGCCAUCGCCUAUUACAUGGAGGAGUAUGCUGCCAGGCGACUCACGCCUGACUCCUUCCUCACUGUUGUCAGGGAUCUGCUCGAUACGCCGCAGAAGUACACGCUGCUUACGGAAAUAAGAGAGUUUAUGUUACCGGAGGACAGGGCGAGGUUCGACGAGCUUGUAUAUAGACGAGGAGAGGAACCGACAGUUGAGCAUCAUGCAAACAAGCGAGGCGCUGAACGUCACAUGCUACCUUCUUCAACGAUGCAUGAGUUGCACGACCCGGAGGUACCAGCGGAUGCACCCCUCGUAGCCGACCACCGCUCGCCUUCCGAAGAUUCCGGCCUGGGCCUGCCACCGCAUGACCAUGCUUUGUACAGGAGCGGGCGGCAGUGGCGGGCGCCCACCGACGCGCCGCCGCCGGAUGACGACCUGGAGCCACCGCACGAGGUGAUUUUGCCAGAAUUACCUUCUACACUUAUCAAUCUAUUAUCGACCACAUUCACUUCUCUAACGCCUUGUCUAUAG